Molecule: messenger RNA, 784 nt
Organism: Rhea pennata
Lineage: Eukaryota; Metazoa; Chordata; Aves; Rheiformes; Rheidae
Gene: TMED4
Product: transmembrane p24 trafficking protein 4
Exons: 5
Coding region: 13-678 (221 amino acids)
Biological process (GO): positive regulation of canonical NF-kappaB signal transduction; intracellular protein transport; endoplasmic reticulum to Golgi vesicle-mediated transport
Cellular component (GO): Golgi apparatus; endoplasmic reticulum; endoplasmic reticulum-Golgi intermediate compartment
Source: RefSeq, a predicted model, not a curated record
GCGGCGCGGGCCAUGGCGGGCGGCGCGGCGCUGCGGGCGGCCGUGGCCGCCGUGCUGCUGGCGGGCUGGGGCGCCCAGGCCCUCUACUUCCACAUCGGCGAGACCGAGAAGCGCUGCUUCAUCGAGGAGAUCCCGGACGAGACCAUGGUCAUCGGGAACUACCGGACGCAGCUGUGGGACAAGCAGUCGGAGUUGUUCCUGCCCUCCACGCCCGGGCUGGGCAUGCACGUGGAGGUGAAGGACCCCGACGGCAAGGUGAUUCUGUCGCGGCAGUACGGCUCGGAGGGGCGCUUCACCUUCACCUCGCACACGCCGGGCGAGCACCAGAUCUGCCUCCACUCCAACUCCACUCGCAUGGCGCUCUUUGCUGGCGGCAAGCUGCGGGUGCACCUGGACAUCCAGGUGGGCGAACACACCAACAACUAUCCCGAAAUCGCCGCCAAGGACAAGCUGACAGAGCUGCAGCUCCGGGCGCGCCAGCUCCUCGACCAGGUGGAACAGAUCCAGAAGGAGCAGAAUUACCAGCGGUAUCGAGAGGAGCGCUUCCGCAUGACGAGCGAGAGCACCAACCAGCGGGUGCUGUGGUGGUCCAUCGCCCAAACCAUCAUCCUCAUCCUCACCGGCAUCUGGCAGAUGAGGCAUCUGAAGAGCUUCUUCGAGGCCAAGAAGCUGGUGUAACCCUGCGGACGCCGACCCUGCCUCGGCGCUGCGCCUGCUCGGCCCCCGGCGGAGGGCCCCGCUCCGUGUGCGCUUCGUGGCUCAAUAAACGCUCGGGGGGCUCCGA